CCACUCAGUCUGCUAGUAACCGCCCACAAAGUUGGUCAGCCAGGUGACAGGAGAGCCAGCCGGGAAACAGCACGGACCACGUCCCGCCUGCGUUAGGAAGUCGACUACGUAACGAUUCACAACCAAAUCAAAGUCGACUAGGCAAAACCACCUGCUUAAAUCCUGCGUUUAUUGCCUGCUUUCACGUGCUCGCAAUCUGACAGCCUCUUAUCCGUUAGCAGUUGCGACGUAACCAGCUAGCAGUUCGAGGACACCCAUAACAUAACGCUAGCCUCUGACGUUAGAGAAGACUCAACGGUUGGUUGUUGUAUUUCUGUCCGGGUAAAGAUAGAUAAGCCAGCAGCGAGAUGUCCGAACCGGUCGGAGAGGCGAAGCUGGAAGUGAAGCAAGCGAGCAAAGAGGUGAAGGAGAGCGAGAACGUAGCGGAAAAAUAUUCAGCCAUGACCGUGAGCAAAAACAGCGAAAUAACCAUGGGAGAGCUGUCGACUGUCUUCAGCGCUGUGCCCACUCACAAACCGGUUAAAAAGCAAAUCCAGUUUGUGGAGGACAAGCAGGAGUUCAGCAGGUUCCCCACCAAGGCAGGCCGUCGCUCCCUGUCCCGCUCCAUCUCCCAGUCCUCCACAGACAGCUACAGCUCUGCUGCAUCAUAUACGGACAGCUCUGAUGAUGAGACCUCGCCACGGGACAAAACUCAGGUCAACAGCAAGGGCAGCAGUGACUUCUGUGUCAAGAACAUCAAGCAGGCUGAAUUUGGCAGACGGGAGAUUGAGAUCGCAGAGCAAGAUAUGUCGGCACUGAUCUCACUCAGGAAGAGAGCACAGAGUGAGAAACCGUUGGCAGGUGCCAAGAUUGUGGGCUGCACUCACAUCACUGCCCAGACUGCAGUGCUGAUUGAGACUCUGGUUGCUCUCGGAGCUCAGUGCCGCUGGACCGCAUGCAACAUAUACUCCACACAGAAUGAAGUGGCUGCUGCCCUGUCGGAGACAGGUGUGGCUGUGUUUGCCUGGAAGGGGGAGUCUGAAGAUGACUUCUGGUGGUGUAUUGACCGCUGUAUCAACACUGAGACCUGGCAACCUAAUAUGAUCCUGGAUGAUGGGGGAGACUUGACACACUGGAUGUACAAGAAAUACCCCAAUGUAUUCAAGAAGAUCAGGGGCAUUGUAGAGGAGAGUGUCACUGGGGUUCACAGGUUGUAUCAGCUGUCUAAAGCUGGAAAACUGUGUGUGCCUGCGAUGAAUGUAAACGACUCUGUGACAAAGCAGAAGUUUGAUAACCUGUACUGCUGCAGAGAGUCCAUCUUGGAUGGUUUGAAGAGAACCACAGAUGUCAUGUUCGGAGGCAAACAGGUGGUCGUAUGUGGUUACGGCGAGGUUGGAAAAGGUUGUUGUGCUGCUCUGAAAGCAUUGGGAGCCAUUGUCUAUGUGACAGAGAUUGAUCCCAUCUGUGCCCUGCAGGCCUGCAUGGACGGAUUCAGAGUGGUCAAGCUUAAUGAAGUCAUUCGCCAAGUAGAUGUCAUCAUCACAUGCACUGGAAAUAAGAACGUGGUGACCAGGGACCAGCUGGACAGAAUGAAAAAUGGAUCCAUUGUCUGCAACAUGGGACAUUCCAACACUGAGAUUGAUGUGGCAAGUCUACGGACCCCCGAGUUGACCUGGGAGAGAGUCCGCUCUCAGGUGGAUCAUGUCAUCUGGCCUGAUGGCAAGAGAAUUAUCCUCCUGGCUGAGGGACGUCUCCUGAACCUCAGCUGUUCCACUGUCCCUACCUUUGUGUUGUCCAUCACAGCCACCACUCAGGCUCUGGCACUCAUUGAGCUGUACAAUGCUCCAGAGGGACGUUACAAGCAAGACGUUUACUUGCUUCCCAAAAAGAUGGAUGAAUAUGUUGCGAGUCUGCAUCUGGCCACGUUUGAUGCCCACCUGACAGAGCUUAGUGACGAGCAGGCAAAAUACCUGGGUCUGAAUAAGAAUGGCCCUUUUAAACCCAAUUACUACAGGUAUUAGUCUGUCUCACCUGAGAACAACAACAUGUGGAUGGUUCCUGAUUAGUACCCGACCUCCAGGCAAAAAAAAGAUUUGUGUAUUGUAUUUUUUACCCUUCAUGGGACACAUGGCUCAUUUACUUGUAUUUUAGUGACUGUAGAAAGUUUUGCUGCUUUACCAAUGACACCCAAGCUGGCAAUGAAAAGUGAAGCGUAUGCACUCAGCUCAUGUGAGGUAACACAUGCAAAAAAAAGAAAAUAUAUGAUUUUUUUUAAUUGCAUGCGUUUCCAUUCUGAAAGCUGUUGGGUAUAUCAGCAUAUUGUGCCAAAUGACUGUGAGAGGAGGGUUGUGGUUGUUCAGAAAUAUUAGUUGUUAAACAUGCUAAACCCACACGGCGCACUAUUUUUGUAUAAUCAUUCCCUCCAUGUACUGCAAAGCAGUUACUUAAAAUGCCAAACCCAGGAAUCUCAGGAGCUUACUGUGCUUUUUAUGCACUUUUAGCUCCUUAUUUUUGGCAUUCUCAUCAAUAUUGUGCUUAAAACUGUUUGCAGUCUUUUCCUUAAAAACAGACAAGCCAACAAUUGCAAAAAAAAAGUGACAUGAUUUAAA
This is a messenger RNA of Neolamprologus brichardi, 2588 nucleotides long. NCBI's taxonomy places the organism in Eukaryota, Metazoa, Chordata, Actinopteri, Cichliformes, Cichlidae. The record is from RefSeq and is a predicted model, not a curated record.